Molecule: messenger RNA, 1494 nt
Organism: Rubroshorea leprosula
Lineage: Eukaryota; Viridiplantae; Streptophyta; Magnoliopsida; Malvales; Dipterocarpaceae
Source: the annotation of a GenBank genome assembly
AUUUUUCAAAAUAUUCUUUUGUCCUUUUUGGACUGUGAGAUGUGGUAGUGGGUUUCAUAUGUUGAGCGAUAUGGGAUGCCAUAGCGCUAGCACUCAUUAUAAAGUUUUAAUAACCAUGGUUGCAUAUGCUAUAGAACAUCGUCAAGAGGAAGUGGCAAAAUAUCUUUAUAAAUAUAGGGCAGAUAUAUUUUAUGACAUUGAUGAAGAUGGAAACAAUAACUUACAUCUAGCAGCAAAGUUAGCGCCUCAUUUUCAACUAGAUCGCAUCUCUGGUGCAGCUUUGCAGUUGCAAAGUGAAUUACGCUGGUUUAAGUCUGUGGAAGCAAUUGUUCCACGGUUCUACACCGAACAGAAAAAUAAAAAUGGUGAAACUCCUUACCAAGUGUUUGUUAAAGAACACAAGAACUUGUUAAAAGAAGCUGAAGAAUGGAUGAAGAGAACUGCUGAAUCUUCUACAGUCGUAGGUGCUCUUAUUAUCACUAUUAUGUUUGCUGCGGCUUUUACUGUUCCAGGUGGGAACGAUCAAAAUACAGGCUUCCCCAUAUUUUUGAAUACAACGGAACCGGCGGAAUCUUCUACGGUUACACCGUUUAAGGUAUUCAUAGUAUCAGAUGCAGUUUCCCUUUUUACUGCAUCCAGUUCAGUGUUCAUGUUUUUGGGGAUUCUCACUUCACGUUACGCUUAUGAAGAUUUUCUUAUAUCCUUGCCCAUGAAGUUGAUUUUUGGUCUUUUUUCACUCUUCAUCUCUAUUGCAACAUUGACAGUAGCAUUUUGUGCUACUCUUUACGUGAUGCUACGAGGUCAACGGAAGGAAGUCAUUCCAAUAACUGUGCUUGCUGGUAUUCCUAUCAUGUGCUUUGCGUUUAUGCAGUUUCGUCUUCUUGUUGAGAUUGCUGCUUUAACUCUUAGGCCAGACAUCUUUGGUAGAAAAACUGCAACAACACGGUUGUUUGAAUGGCUGGGCGAUAAUAUUCCCAUCAUUCCAUCUGUGGUAGACGUAGUGAUCGAUGGACCGAUCGAAAGACUGAUCGGUGGACUGACGGACAGACGGAUCGAUGUACUGACCCGAUCGAUCAGCUAUCUAAGACGCAGAAACGGAUAGUCAUGGUUAAGUGUAUUUUUUGUUUUUUUAGCUAUGUUUUGAUUUGGCUUGGAUUGUUGGUGCUUUCUGAUUAUAACGCAAAACCAGCUGGUGGUCGAAAGAGAGAGCAAUCUGCUGGAAUGGAUGAGGACUAGCCUCUGCACUGAAAUCGUUCAGUUAUCUUUAUGUUGUAUCUCACUGUGCUGGUUUCGGAACUUGUUUAGGCAUCUCUCGUUUUCUUUUGGAUUCCUAAAAAAACUUUUGGCUUGGAAAAUUUUGUUCCUUAUUUUAAAAAGAAAAAUGGUCUUGUACUUUCUUCUACCGUUACUUAAAUCUCUUCAAUGCCUGUAACCUCCUUCUUGGUUUAACUUAAAAAGAAUUGAGGAGGAAAAGAAUGAAAGAAUGUAGCUAUU